AUGCGUUUCUCCGUCAUCGUGGCUCCUGGACUCUUCGCCGUAAGCACUUCAGCCAGUCCAACCACCAAGGGCUUUAGCGCUUCCCGGCAAGCACACAAGUCGAACGAGCUGACAGUUCUUGUGACCGGCUUUGAUGGCUUGCCAAACAAUACCGUCAUCAACCCUUCCUGGGAGGUUGCAAAAAGCCUCCCCUCCCAGCUGCCCGUCGGCAUCAACAGCUCGAUCCCACGGGUCAAAAUCCUUGUUCCCUCGGAUGCGAUUCCCGUGAGUUACGAGGCCGUAGACAACUUCGUGCCGACAAUUUGGGACCCAAGCAAGGGGCCCGAGGUCGAUAUUGCUGUUCACCUGGGCAUGUGGGCACCCAGGACGACGUAUCGGCUCGAGAAAAAUGCCGUUCGCAGCGGGUACAAACUUAGGGAUGCGAAUUGCAAAUGUGUCAGCUCAGCCAACGGAGCCAAUUCGAACAGCAAUUGCGACUGGAUGGAAGUGGGCAACGAUUCUUGCCCUGAUGGUCAAUAUCGGCAAGGCAAUGCAUGGAACCACGGCCAACAACCACCAGCCGAGCUCCAGACGGAUUUAGACCUCGAGGAUAUAUACCAGCGAUUUUACGAAAGCGGUGAAACCGACAACCAAUGGCCUGGUAUAGACUUCAAGAUCACUAGUUACAACAAAGAAAUUUUUCUUUGCCAAUACCUAUACUACUCUAGCAUGGCCUUCUUGCGCGGACAAAACAGACCAGGAAAGGUCGUCUUCCUUCAUGUACCGUCCCUUACAACACCAGAAGCGAUCCAAACGAGCAAGGAUGUAACGAUGAAUCUUAUUCGAUCGAUUGUUGAAUCGGAAAUGCAAAGGGGAAUGUAG
Messenger RNA from Drechmeria coniospora, 861 nucleotides. RefSeq lists its product as uncharacterized. Bases 1 to 861 code for a protein of 286 amino acids. Lineage: Eukaryota; Fungi; Ascomycota; Sordariomycetes; Hypocreales; Ophiocordycipitaceae. The record is from RefSeq and is a predicted model, not a curated record. Gene Ontology annotation, biological process: proteolysis. The transcript is spliced from 2 exons.